CUUCCCUGUGCCGGGCUGGCUGCCCCUCGGGAUGAGGCUGGGUUGGCAGUUCCCCGCCCUCCCUCCUCACUCUGCCCAGAGGUAGGAAGCCAGAGCUACGCGGGACAGAGACGGCCGCCGUGGGGACCAGAGAGGCAUCACCAUGGACCCUUCAGCCCUUGACAUGGCCAUCCAGCAUGCCCUGGCAGGGCUCUACCCGCCUUUUGAAGCCACUGCCCCUACUGUCCUGGGUCAAGUGUUCCAGCUCCUGGACUCUGACUUCCGGGGAGAUGGGCUGAGCUUCCUCCUGGAUUUCCUCAUCCCUGCCAAGCGCCUGUGCGAGCAAGUGCGGGAAGCAGCCUGUGCCCUCUAUGCCCACUGCCUCUUCCUGCACGAGGGCUGGCCGCUGUGUCUGCGGGAUGAGGUCGUGGUCCACCUGGCACCCCUCAGCCCGCUCCUGCUGCGGCAGGGUGAUUUCUACCUUCAAGUGGAGCCCUGGGAGGAGCAGUCCGUCCACAUGACACUCAAGUGCCUCUCCUCGGACCUCCGCAGGGUGGACAAGAAGACUGUUCCUGAGUCCUCCUAUCCUCUGAUUUUCACGCCAGAAUGGUUAGAAGCCAUCAACAGUGACUUUGAGGGCCGUCCCUUACACAACUGUCUCGUGGCUUCUGAAAAUGGGAUCACGUCUGUGCCUUGGACCAGGAUUACCAGCCCAGAGUUUGUAGAUGACAGACCCUCAGUAGUGACCAUCCCUUCCUCAGAUGGGGACUCCCGUCAGCUAGGGGAACUCCAUCUCAGCAGCCCCCAGGAGCCAUGCCAGGCCAGCUCUCAGAGUUGGGCUAAGGAUAAAGGGAAGUUGUCUGGGGACAAGUAUCCAGGGCUCAUCAAGGUGGAGCCAACAAGGCCAGGGAAAAUGGCCUUCAGGAUGGACAGUGAGGCCGACCAGGGUCUGGAAGGGGACUAUGUGGCUCUCCUGGGCUUUCCUCAAGAGUGUAGGAGGGGAUCUCCAGACAGGGAGGUAGUGCCCCUCAGUGAUUCUCAAGGAUCACAGGAGGAGAGAUCCAGGAGGAAGGGGGCAUCUCUGCUUGGAAGAGUCCUACCUCUGCCAGGGCCUGCUGGGGCACCUCCCUUGGGAAGACGGACCUGUGCAAAGCCAGCAGGCUUGGGAGAGAAGCCCUGCAGUGGGGGCUCAAGGAAAAAGGCCAGGCAUAAAGCCUCUGCCAACAGUGCAGUACAACAGCCUCAGCAGCCCCGCGCUGGUGUCCUGGAGAAGCCUCUAGACUACACCUCUGGCCUGGUGGAAGGCACUGAAGAAGAGCCAGCAGUCUCCAAGAUACAAAGGCCAUUGGGAACGCCGGCAGCCACGGUCCAGCUCAGGCCUGGGCCAAGACAAGCACUCUCUUCCCUCCUGUCCUCAGCUGGCUCUGUAGCCCUAGCGUCUGAGACAAAGACAGAGGAGACCACACCAGGACAUGACAGAGCUUCCAAGCCUGAGGCCUGCCUCAGUAAGAGUACCUCCUUCCAUGGGUCCCCAGCUCCUGGGCUCCAGCUCUCCUUCUUGAAAGAGCAGAGAGCACCGCUGGCAUCCCCUGAGAAGGACCUACUCCAGCAUGCCAGGCCUUGGAAAGCCCUGUGCCCUGUCAGCUCUCUGCAACCUGGCAGAGCCAAGGUUCCAGGGAAAGAGGAAUCAAUUCUCUCCAGAACAUCUGGCUCAGGCCCACUGUCUGGGGAGCCACCUGGCUCCCAGGAAGAUUCUGCAGGUCCCCCAGGAGGAGAACUUAGCUUGGAGAAGUGUUCCAGGCCAGAACCCAGGAUUGGGAGUCUGGGAGUCAAGCUUCUCCACUCCGGGAUAGCCUGCCUGCCAGGUGGUAGGGACCGGGUAGGGAGGCCUCUGCUUCUGGUGUCAACCAAGGAGGAGGCCUGGGAGGCGCCGUGGUGCACUGCCUUGGAGGUCACGGAGUUACUGUCCUACUUAUGCAGUGUUCCCAGGCUGGAAGAUAAAGCCAAGGGGCUACUGGUGGUGAUUGAUGCCAGGAAAGAGCCCCUGAGGCCUGGUCUGCUCAGUGCCCUCCAGAGCACACAGGUUCUGGCUGCAGCCUCCAUCAGCAAAGUGAUUCUCCUGGGGGAGAAGGCAUCGGUUCUCCAGCUACCUGCGCUACCUGUCCAGGUGGAGGUGCUGACCUCGCUGAAGGCCCUCAGAAACCACGUGGACCCUAGUCAGCUGCCCGAGGCUCUGCAGGGCCCCUUCCCCUACCACCAUGGCGAGUGGGUGCGGUUCCUCCAGAAGCUGGAACCGUUCCUGGCCGACCUUCGCCAGGCCUCGUCCCUGCUGCAGGCUUCCAUCCAAGAGUUUGAGAAGGGCGACCCCCCUGGUGGGGUGCAGGAGGCCACCAGGUGCCUGAGCAAGUCCAAGGAGCUGAUGGAGGCUGUGCUGAGGGACCCGGGGCUGCUGGCUCUCCAGCGGGAAGGUGGAGCUACGCUGGCCAAAUUGCAGCAGGAGGCCAGCAGGCUAAACGCCAACCCUGAUAUCAGGAGUUGUCUGAUGGAGGCUGUCACCCUCUACAACCUCGUGGACGAUCAGCUUCACGUCCUGGUCACGGCGUCCAAUCACCUCCUCCGAAGGCUGGAGCUCCGUGUCCGCCUGGGCCACCUGGAAGCUGCCAUUCGCCAGGUCAACGACUGGAUGGAGCGGGAAGGAAGCCAGUGUCUGCAGGCACUCGCCCCCGUGGACAUAUGCGCGGAGACAGUCGAGAAAGUCCACGCAGAGUUUGAGGAUUUCUUCCUGCAGGUUGCGGCCCAGUACCGCCAGGGCCUGGAACUGUGCAAGCAGGCAGCCCAGCUGGGAGCUACGGAGGAAUGGGCAGGUGAGACGGGGCUCCCGGACCUGCAGGCCUUUGCCUCCACCCAGCAGGCCUUCCAAGCCAGGCUGACACACUUCUACAUGGCCGCAGAGAGGCAGCGCACUGACCUGGAGACGCUGCUUCACCUCCACCGCUUCAGAAGGAAGAUGUCCCGGUUCCACAUGGACUGUCAGGACCUGAUGACCCAGCUCAGGCAGGGCAAGGCCUUGAGGGCCAGCCCUGGGGACCAGCUCCACCUCCGCCUGCACCGCUACCUGAAGCUCCUGGUGUCUGAGUUCCAACCGGAGAAGCUCCUGGCCAUGAAGCUCCAGGUGGCCUCCCUGAGCCGGGCUGGCCUGGGCCAGGAGUUGUGGGAAGAGGUGCAGGAGCGACACCAGGAGAUCCAGAGCUUGCUGAGGAAGGCUCUAGCCUAUUGCCCAUGCCCAGAGGUUCCUGCUGCCCACUCGGCACACACAGAUUGGAUUAGGCCGGGGCCUAAGGGCCAGGGUCUGCCUACAGAAGUGGUUUCCAAAUGGGACAGGGCUCUACAGGACUCUCUGGCCCUGGACCAUGUGUCAAAGUCCCACUGUCCUCCCCAGUGCCCUCAAGGGGAACAGAGAAGAGACAUGUGGGCAGGCCUGACACCCCAGGAAGCUGGACAGUCUAUGAACAGCGAGGAGGGCAGGGGUACCCCCAAGCUCCCCGAGCCCACCCCGGAGCGUCUCCUUGCUUCCCUCUUUUCCUGGAACCACCUUCCCAGACAGAGCAAGGCCUCGCACCCGACUGGGGGCAGCUUUUCCUCUGAAGGAACAGGCUCACAGACAUCCUUGGAGGACUCACCCCAAACAAGCCCUCCCUCGUCCCUCUAACUGGAUCUGAACUAUCACACCAGCUCCGGGGGCUGUGAUAGGACUGACAGAGGGGUUCUAUAGAGCCCAUGCCACGCUGUCACACAUGGCCAUGAAGCAAUGUGAGGAGGACCAUCUUCUGGCUCCAGCAAACUCUGAGGGGAUAGACUGUUACCUACAUGGAAGAACGCAUGUAGGCGUUAGAAUCCAGACUCAAUAAAAGGACAUUUUUAUUGA
This is a messenger RNA of Psammomys obesus (fat sand rat), 3904 nucleotides long. Its product is annotated as KIAA1755 ortholog. The transcript is spliced from 14 exons. The record is from RefSeq and is a predicted model, not a curated record. The coding region runs from base 143 to 3688 and encodes 1181 amino acids. Lineage: Eukaryota; Metazoa; Chordata; Mammalia; Rodentia; Muridae.